GAAUCGCAGUCGCCAGGCCGCGUCUCCAUGGCAACGCGGCCUAGCGACGCCUGCACCCCUUCGCCUCCUCCCGUUUCUCCUCCUCAUCGCGCCUCACACCUCCUCGUCCUCUCCCCGCCAAGUUCGAGGCCCACCCCCCCUCCUCCUCCUCCUCCUCCCGGGCUGCUCGCAACUCUCCGCGGCCCUCGUCUCCGUCUUCGCCGCGCCGCUCGCUCGCUCGCCACCCCGAGGCCACCCCGAGGGCACGCAGAGGGGCGAGGUGGUGACCCAGAGGCCUAGUGCAGGCGUCAACUAGGCAAGCUCACCCCCCCCCCACCGCCUCUCGCCCGGCCGAGAGCGAAGGGACAGCGGCGGCGCUGGCAGUGGUGGUGGUGGCCCACCCUGCUGCCCCAUCGCUUGACGGAGCCGGCGGCCCGGGUUCGACUCCCGCUCCGGGAUGAGGCUCAAGACGUUCGUGACGAAGGAGGCGAAGCACGUGGGUCCGGCGUGCUGCAUCGCCUGGCUGCCGUCCAGCGACGAGGCCUUCUCCUGCGGCGACGACGGCGCCGCCCUGCGCUGGCACCGGGGGGCGCGCGCCGCGGGGGCCCCGGAGCGCGGGGGUCUCGGGGGGGACCCCGAGCCCCUGCGCUGGGGGCUACCGGAGGGGAGCCACCCCACUGACGCGCACUGCCAGCCGCGGGCGGCCGGCGGCGGCGGCGGCGGCGGCAAGAAGCAGCAGCAGCAGGGGGAGGCGCUGGUGAUCGCUAGCGCUGAGGGACGUCUCCACCUGGUGUCACGUGUGGGCCGCGUGGAGCGCAGCGUGGAGGCUCACCGUGGAGCCGUGCUGGCCGCACGAUGGAGCGGGGACGGCACCGCGCUCGCCACCGCCGGGGAGGAUGGCCUCGUCAAGAUCUGGUCUCGCAGUGGCAUGCUGCGCUCCACGCUGGUGCAGCAGGGGAGCCCCGUGUACUCGGCGUGCUGGUCCCCGGACUCGGACCGAGUGCUGCACACGGCCGGGCGUCACCUCGUGGUGAAACCCCUGCAGCCUGGAGCCAGGGCUCUGCAGUGGAAGGCCCACGAGGGGCUGGUUCUCAAGGUGGACUGGAACGCGGUGAACGGCCUCGUGGUGUCUGGCGGGGAGGACUGCCGCUACAAGGUGUGGGACAGCUACGGCUGCCCCCUCUACUCCUCGCUGUCCCACGAGCACCCUGUGACGGCUGUGGCGUGGGCCCCCGACGGAUCACUCUUCCUCGUCGGGGCCUUCGACACCCUGCGCCUGUGUGACAGGGCCGGGUGGUCACACUGCCUGGAGAAGCUGCCUGGCGUGGGCAGCCCGCUGGGGCUGGCGUGGUCGCACGACGGCACGCAGGUCGGGGCCGCGUGCGGCUCCGGCCGCGUCGUCUUCGCUCACCUGCUGGAGCGCCGCUGGGAGUGGGCCCACCUGGAGGUGACGCUCACCAAGAGGCGCACCAUGCAGGUUCGCAACGUCCUGGACGACGCUGUGGACACGUUGGAGUUUCGCGACCGCGUCAUCAGGGCCUCGCUGGGCCACGGUCACCUCGUCGUGGCCACCUGCGCCCAGUGCUACGUCUACAGCAUUAAAAACUGGAACACGCCGAUCAUCUUUGACCUGAAGGAGGGCAGCGUGAGCCUCAUCGUGCAGGCGCAGAAGCACUUUGUGCUGGUGCAGGCCGGCGGUGGCGGUGGCGGUGCGGUGCUGCUGGUCUCGUCGUACGAGGGGCGUGCCGUGGCCGUGGUGCGGGGCGCCGGCCUGCGCGCCGAGCUGCUGGAGGAGCGCACGCUGGCACUGAGCGACGACACCAUCGCCGUGCGAGAUCCCGGUGACACCAGAGUGGUGCUGCUCUUUGAGGCUCUGAGCGGGAAGCCGGUGGGAGACGGGACGCCACUCACGCACAAGCUAGAGGUGGUGCAGGUGGCGCUGGAUGCCAGCGUUGGCGGCGGUGGUAGUGGCGGCGGUGGCACUGGGCGGCUGCUGGCGCUGCUGGACCGGGCGCAGGACGUGUUCGUGGUGCACACGCGCGGCGCCAGGGAGGGGAGGCCGCCCAUCAAGAUCGGCGGCUCGGCGCAGUGCGUGGCAUGGCACGGCACGGCCCCGGUGCUGUGCGGCGUCGGCGACGGCCGCCUCUCCCUCUGGCUGUGCCCGGCGGCCGCCUUCGCCGACCCGGGCCUGGCGCCGGCCACCGUGAGACACCGCGACGCGCCGGAGCUGGGCAAGUGUCCGCGCGUGCUCUCGUUCCUGGGCGCGCGCGUUAGCGUGCGCCGAGCAGACGGGGCGCUGCUCUCCGUGCCGGUGUCGCCGUACCCCGGUGCCCUGCACGGCCUCGUCGCGGCUCAGCGCUGGGACCACGCCCUGCGCCUCUGCCGCUUCGUCAAGGACCCCGCGCUGUGGGCCUGCCUCGCCGCGCUGGCCGUGCGCAGCAGGGAGCUCGAGACGGCGGAAGCAGCCUACGCCGCCAUCGGGGAGGUGGACCGCGUGGCGCACGUGAGGGCCGCCCGGGAGCUGCCGGUGCCGGAGAGCCGGUGGGCGGCGCUGGCGCUGCUCAGCGGCGACGUUCACCAGGCCGAGGGCAUCCUCCUGCAGGGCGGUCUGACGUACCGGGCAAUCCGCACCCACAUAGACCUCUACAGCUGGGACAGGGCUCUGGAGCUUGCCGUGAAGCACAAGACCCACGUGGACUCGGUGCUGGCCUUCCGCCAGCGUCACCUGCAGCAGCUGCAGCAGCGCCAGCAGCAGCAGCAGCAGGGCCAGCAGCAGCAGGCGGUGGUGGAGGAGACGCGACCACGCUUCCUGCAGUACGCACGCCAGGUGGAGGUGGACUGGGAGAAGGUGGAGGCCAAGAUCGAGCUGGAGCUGCAGAAGGAGAAGGAGAGGGGGGUGGCGGCGGCGGCGGUGACAUCGACGGUGACGACGCAGGGAGCCAGAGGGGGACACGCGGUGCAAAGAUAGCGCCGCGGAGCGGGG
Molecule: messenger RNA, 2962 nt
Organism: Petromyzon marinus (sea lamprey)
Lineage: Eukaryota; Metazoa; Chordata; Hyperoartia; Petromyzontiformes; Petromyzontidae
Source: RefSeq, a predicted model, not a curated record